AUGGUACUGGGCAUUUCGUGUGAGUCUAUGGAUACAACUGUGUCAAUUGUAGCUCUGCGUCAUCAUCCAUUUUCUCACUCAUUCGGUGUCAUCCACCGAUGGGCUCGUCUCCCUAUUUCUCGUCUACAGCAUCUACUGAACCUUCAGUCGAUGAGAGAUGAGCCCGCUUCUGGGUUCCCCACUCUGCCGUCCGGCCACGUCUCUGCGGCUCAGGGCUGCCAGCUCAUGCACCCAUCGGCUCUUCUCUCCGGUGCUCUCGGCUUCUCUGGGCCCCGUCGUGACAGCCCCACACUGGGCCAAGCGGCACACACGUCCCAGCAUCAUCUUAUGUCCACACUUCCUCUUGGCCCGUCCUUGGGCCCCGUGCCGACCAGCCUACAUCUGCCCGUCUCCUUGCCACAACUGCCGCUGUCGCUGACCGGCAAUCCACUCACGACCGGCGCUGCUUCGGCCUAUCUGCCUUUCCAGUUACCGCUGCCUCUUCUGGCCGCCGGACUGUGCGCUCCCGGGCGCCUGGGCUCGACCGCAGACGCAGUCUGUAAGGCGACCGUCGACGGCGACUCGGCCGCAUAUUCGUGUCCCGGGCCGCCUCUGCCCUCGUGGGCA
Messenger RNA from Protopolystoma xenopodis, 606 nucleotides. NCBI's taxonomy places the organism in Eukaryota, Metazoa, Platyhelminthes, Monogenea, Polystomatidea, Polystomatidae. The record is from the annotation of a GenBank genome assembly.